This is a messenger RNA of Frieseomelitta varia, 4896 nucleotides long. Its product is annotated as cilia- and flagella-associated protein 43-like. The transcript has 8 exons. The record is from RefSeq and is a predicted model, not a curated record. NCBI's taxonomy places the organism in Eukaryota, Metazoa, Arthropoda, Insecta, Hymenoptera, Apidae. The coding region runs from base 1 to 4896 and encodes 1631 amino acids. Gene Ontology annotation, cellular component: axoneme. Gene Ontology annotation, molecular function: protein binding. Gene Ontology annotation, biological process: cilium assembly.
AUGAAUCAUGACAACUGGAGACCCGCCUGGACACGGUGCAGCAAGUUGGAAGAUAUCGUCUGGAUAACGAAGGACGUUCUAGCUUGGUGUUCCGGUGUCUUCAUCGUGUUCUUCGGCAUCGAUCACGGUGACUAUCGAUUUCAUUGGUGCUGGAACCACCACACCGGAGAUGGUGCCCGAUGUCUCUCCGCUCACAAGUCGCUCGCCGUGUUCGCCUUCGCGGAGAAGGUCAUUCAACCGAGGAUCCUCGUUUUCUCUUACCCGACGAUGACGAAAAUCGCCGAGUGCGCCGGCGGAUGCGCUUCCGGAUACUUGGCCACCGCGUUUACACCGGGUGAUCACUUGGUCUCCGUCGGGUCGUAUCCCAUGUUCGUGAUGACCGUCUGGAAUUGGAGGACCGGCGAGAAGAUAAUCAGCGUGAAUACUUUUAUACGCGACGAGGUUGGACAGAUAUUAAGGAUCACUCGCGUCGGGCCCACUGUCGUCGGCCAGCUCGGGAAGACCUGCGGACGAUUGUACACGUGGGAAUUGGACGUCGUUGGGAAAGUUGCCAUUGUGAAAGAUUACGAGAUAAAGCUUCCGAAAGAUCGGCCGAUUUUGUGGAUAGACUGGAAUCCAACAUCCACGGAGCCGUUGCUAGCCAUCACAGACGUCGACGGCCACAUAUUUCUCAGCAAUUUCGACGGCAGCAGCGUCAAUCGCAUCGUGCUGUCCACGCGUUGCGGCGUCUGCACGGACGUGGAACUGCCAAUGGCCGCUUGGUUCCGUGAUGGUAUCGUCUUACGUACGACGUUCUGUCAAAUUCGUUUCUUCUCGAGGAGCCAGAGAACGAGCUCGUGGCGAAUGGAUUGGUACGUGAAGUUGGAGACGAAACCGUACAUUCUGGCCGUUCAUCCGUCCGACGAUCAUCGAUUCUUCUACUACACGCUCGAGGGGCAUUUAAUGCAGAUCGGCUUCACCGAGAAGGACGAAACUCCUCGAGCUCAUCGGUACAUCGACUACGGCGCCACGUGUCGCUACGCGGACUUCGUUUAUCCGUGGUGCCAUCAUCUCGUUGUUAGUUGCGACACGAGGAAAGAGUUGAUCGUCGUCGAGUGUUACGAAGGGACACCGAUAGCUUCCGUCGAUCUGGAAACGGACGGUGAAAUUGUUUGUCAAGUCUCGCACCCGGACUUCCCGUUGGUCGUUCUCGGAACGGAGAAAGGCGAAGUGAUAUUCGUCACGUUCACUGAACCGACCGAGCCUGGGAUCGCAGCUCGUGUCAGGUUGCAAAGAACGCCUAUUGAUUUGAUCAAGUUUUCAAAUACUGGAAGAUUCUUGAUCGCAGCCGAGAGGAAAACCGGUGACUGUUACUGCGUGAGUCUCGAACCCGGGAAGAUGUACACCGCGCGAACGUUGAUCAGAGUGCAUCGCAGGAUCAUCGAUCUUCUGGUCUACGAAGGUUACAGAAAGCUAAGAAUCCUCGUCCUCUACGAGACGGUGAAACAGCACAACGUCGGACAGAUCCUGCUCUUGUACGAAGCGUCACCGGAACAGAACUUGGUCACCGAUUCCAUGCACAUGCUGAAACUUCCGGGCGUGUAUCGUGCCCUGUAUCAAGUGCCUGGGAACCCGAUGCUGCUCGUGGGAUCUCCUUACUCGACGCGUCAACUCCGGCUGCAGAAGGUAGUGGACUUCAGGCACGUGGUUCUGGAAGACGGUUUAGCGACGGGUCAUCAGGUGAAGCUGGCUAAUUUGUUCGUCGAUCGAUCGUGGAUCAGUACCACCGCUCUCGAUGGAUUCGUCUUAAUUAGAGAUAGAACUGUACGAAGAGUGGCGGCGCACGUCAUUGCGCACCACAGGUCCGACCUGGGCACGAUUAAAGCGAUGGCGAACAGACAGGGGGACUUGAUCGUUUGCCUGGGCUACAAUGGCUCGUUGAUCGCCAUCAAGUCUAUCGUUUCGGAGAGAAAGGAGUUCCCGCAAUCGAAAGCAACUUCCUCCGAGGAAGUACUCUACAAAGCUCAGCAGGGAGUUUACGAAAAGAUGAGGAAAAAGAUCCAAUCGGACUACGCGAGUCUCGAUCCUGCCGUUUACGAGCUGCUGACGCGUCGAAAGUACAAAUUCCCCGAUCCUCGACAGGGAGACAAAACCUGGUCAGAUUGGAGGGAGGAGAUACAGCUUCGGGAGGAGGAAGAAAAAUCUAGAGAGGAAAGAACGACGAUUCUAAGAGAGUUCGAGGCGUUGCAAGGCAAAGUGAGGAAGUUACUGGACGCGAACGAAGCCAGCCCUGAAAUCGAGAAGCUGCCCGUCUCGUUUUUCGAUCUGGAUCUCGCGGGCCGUGAUCAGAAGUUGAAAGCGGGCCGCGACAUUUGCGAGGAUCUUCACUUAGAACUCGAGCACAAUAUCGCCGAGAUGCAAAGGGUGUCUAGAUGGAUUCGCGAGGCUUUCUGGAACCCACAGGCGAUCGUGGGCAAAUGUCUGUACGCCAUCUUGGGCACCAUGCUGGUCACCAAUUAUCCCGAGUUCGCCGAAGAACCGGACGAGAAACACCACUUGCAGUGGGCGAAAUUUUGCAAGAAGACCGCGUACAGUAGCCUGGAGAACGGCGAGUUCGCACCUUGGAGAAUUUUUACCGCGGAGGAGCUGCAAGUCGAGCUGAACAAGAAGCAGAGGUUGCCUCGCGAGCUCGAGAGAAGGUUGGAUUUGUUGGUCGACGACGACGAUCAGCAAGAACUGGAGCAAGAGAAGAUGGCUAUUGUCGAGGCAGAUCUGGAAGAACGAAAAGCGAUGGGAGGUACCACCGCGCAUCGAUACAUCGAGGAGUCACCUUACUACGCUCAAAUUGGAUACUACGGAUUCGGCCAGACGAUGAUAAACAAUCAUUUGCUGCUACACGACUGCAAGAGGCUUCGUGCUUUCUUCAAUCAAGCGUUCAACGAAGUGUAUGCAACGAAGGAAAGGGAGAUGAAGGUGAUACGCGAAAGGAUUGACAGGAUACGUUAUAUCGACUCUGAAUUGAGGACCAUGUUUCAUCGACACGUACCUCACAUUCCUGUUGAUCCCCAAUGGCACUGGCAGGAAAGACCGGAGAGCAUUAUCAAGGUGCUGGAUCACGAGGUGAAGGCGAAACGGUACAUUUCCCAGUCGCAGCAGGAACUGUUGGACAAGCAAGCGGCGGAGGAAGAACGAAUCAGACAAUUGUUGCUUGCUGACGACUUUCGCGAACGCGCCCUAAUGGCGAUGAUGGACGGCGUGCUGGAGGUCCGAUGGGAGGACACCAUCAAGAUAGACGUCCCUAAACCGGCUUGCAUGCUCGAGAAGAAACCGGAAGACUAUACAUCCGAGGAUAUAUCGGCGGUGAAACAGUACGAGAACGACGUGCAAUUCCUUAUGGAAGAACGGGAACGGUACAAGAGGAUGCUGGAGGCGGAGUAUGGGAGAGUCAUGGAGCUUUUGAAAGAAGGGAUUGACAAAUUUAACGACAGACUAAACGACCUGUUUCACCUGAAAAUCAACGUCGAGGCAGCCAUAAAUCAAUUGCAUCUGCGGUACAUUCGUGGUUGGAUCUUGAUCCGUCGUCGAAUGCAGUCGUUGCAGGAGGAGGACAAACUGAAACAGCGAGUCCUAGAAAAAGAGAAAUACCAGGAAGUUCUCAACAGCCAUCUCGACGCUUUUCGCGAGCUUCGCGAAGAAAUGGCCGCCAAACACAGAUCGUUCGUCGCGAAAGAGAAAGCGGUAGCCAAGAAGUUCAGGUCUGAAUUCGCGUCGCUGAACAAAUUCCAAGUCGAACUGCUCGCGCAACAGUACAAUCGUAGACCGAAGAUAACCAUGAGAAGUCUCGUGGCCUCUGAUGUCUACGAGUUGGCAAGCCACGUGACCUCUCGCCUACCGUGCGUCUACCUGUCAACCGAGUGCAAGGAUUACUUGAGGAUCUUGAAUCACUUGGACGUUCGACCAGCCGUUCUCCCGGCGACGAUCGACGCGUCCCACUGGGACGACUUGAUUCGUCUGCGACGCGUCAAGAUCGAUUUCGAGUUGAGAAGCAAGGCGCAGCAAAUAGAGAUCGCGGACGCGGACGCCGUGAUCCUUGGAUUCGAGCAGAGGAUAGAAAAGUGUAAAACAGACGCGGAGGAUAUGAGAAGGAGUUUGAUCGAACUGAGGGACUCGAGGAGGAUCGAGGAGCUGGACGUGGAAAUGCAAUUGGUGUUGAAGAUGGGGCAAGUGGAGAUUCAGCUCGCGGGGGAGGUGAACGACGCGCAGAACGCGGUACUCGUUUCGAAAACAGCUGUCGAGAGCGUAAAUGAGCUGAUUAGGGCCGCUGGAGCGUGCAAGCUGAACGCUUUGUCUCGUUUAUUGAGCUUUCAGAGAGGUACUCUGCUGAAGCAAUGGGAGCACGAGUGUCAGAAGAACAAACUGCAAGAUCUGGAGGAGGACCUGCGGUCCACGGAAUCGGUAACAGUAACGAAAGAAAUGCAACGGUACCUGAAACGCAAGGCCAGAGGUCUUCCAGAUGAGAAGACGCCGCAGCAACUGGAGGACGACGUCAAUGCGGUGAAACGACAGUUCAGCAGGAUCUUGGAGGACCACCAGGCACGGCUUCGAUCGAUCGAGAACGAGAUCGCCGCCGUCAGAAGCAAGAACGAGCAGCUCGAUCGGCAGAUCUUGGAGAUGAACAUGGCGAGGUGCGAGAUGGAGCAGAAGCGCGAUCUUAUCGGCGAGGCCAGGCAGCGGGAGCACAUGGAGAGGAAACUGAGGAUGGUGAUGCACCGAUCCGAACUGAUCAAGAAGCUGCAGGAUAAUUACGCCGAGCUGAUCGAGCUGCAAACUGAGCACGAACUGCUUAGACUCAGGCGAUACCCGACCUUUCAUUUCAGGAUGCUCGACGAUAGUGACGGGGAAAGAAAGAAGGAUUAA